Cladocopium goreaui is the source of this 1215-nucleotide messenger RNA. The record is from the annotation of a GenBank genome assembly. Lineage: Eukaryota; Dinophyceae; Suessiales; Symbiodiniaceae.
AUGGAAACAAACUUCCUGUUGCCCGGCGGACCCAGCGCCCCGAAUCCCGCCCUGCGCGGUGCCCCCCCUGCCGGGGCCCGGGGCAGCCGGAUGACGGGCAGCGCUCCCAGCGGCGCCAUGGGCGGCCUGGCGGUGGUGGCGGCCGUGGCUGGGGCCACCAUUUGCCGCGCAGCGGCCGUGAAGAAGAAGGGGGUGAAGGUGGUGCAUGGCAAGGAGAUUCCUUGGAACCUGUUCUCCCCGAAGGCGCCAUACCAGGGCAAGGUCGUGGCCAACGACGUCCACCCUCAAACUUUGACCGAACCGACUGGAGAUGCCAACUGGGAGACCACCCACGUGACCUUUGACCAUGGAGGUAAGGUGCCAUACAUUGAGGGACAAUCCAUUGGCGUGAUUGCACCAGGCCCUGACAAGAAGGGUGAACAGCCCGCCAAGAUCCGUUUGUAUUCCAUUGCCUCCUCGGCGGUGGGCGAUGACCAAAGUUCCAAGACCGUGUCCUUGUGCGUGAAGCGGGUGGUGGAGCUGGAUGGCAAGUUCAGCAACCGCGCCAAGGGCGAGGAUAAGCCUGACAAGGCGGGCACUGCCUUCCCGGAGAACGAGGUCUACCGUGGCGUGUGCUCCAACCACAUCUGCGACAUGAGCGUGGGAGAUGAUGUGCUCAUCACUGGCCCCACUGGAGCUGAGAUGCUGCUGCCAACGGACCCAGAGGCAAACAUCAUCAUGCUGGCCACAGGCACUGGCAUUGCCCCAAUGCGCUCCUACCUGCGUUUGUUGUUCCACGACAAGGCUGGUGCCGCGUCGGACGGCAGCCGAAAGUUCAAGGGCCUGGCGUGGCUGUUCAUGGGAGUGCCAUACUCCAAGUCUUUGCUGUAUGAUGACGAGCACCAGGUCUACAAGAAGGAGUUCCCAGACCAGUUCAAGUACGACUACGCGGUGAGCCGUGAGGACAAGAACGCGGCUGGCCAGAAGAUGUACAUCCAGACCAAGAUGGCUGAGUAUGCUGAAGAGCUUUGGGAGUUGAUGCAGGACGACAAGACCCACGUUUACAUGUGUGGCCUGAAGGGCAUGGAGAGCGGCAUGGCUGAGUGCUUCGGUCCCAUCGCCGAGAAGAACGGCAUCGUUUGGACCGAGUUUGCCAAGGCCAUGAAGAAGGCGUGGCCGUGCCAUGCCGUGCCCCAUGGGGAUUUUUAUGCCAUGCGCCUUCAACAUCUAAUAUGA